Bradysia coprophila is the source of this 693-nucleotide messenger RNA. RefSeq lists its product as uncharacterized. The record is from RefSeq and is a predicted model, not a curated record. Lineage: Eukaryota; Metazoa; Arthropoda; Insecta; Diptera; Sciaridae. Gene Ontology annotation, molecular function: odorant binding.
UUCGAAUAACGUGGACACAAUAUUCUUCUUGAGAUUCGUUUCUUAAAUAAAAAUCGUCAAACCCGAAUUCGCAUUAUGUCAAAAGCUUUUCUCUAUGUCAUCGGUGCAUGUUCAGUAGCCAUCUUCCCUAAUUUUGUGCAGGCCGACUUUAAGCAAGACUAUGUGGAAUAUUCAAAAAUUUUAUGCGUCGAGCGACUAGGUGUAUGCAGAAAUCAACUUGCCACUGGCUACUUCGACGUCGUUAUCAACGCGACAGACGAUGAUUUGAAUGCAAUAUGUGAUGGAAAACCACGCGACACUAGAGCUUCCCAAUGCAUGAUGUUGUGUGAAAUGCAACUUAAGGGAUGGAUGGACGAAAGAGGAGUUUUUCAACCGUCCGGUUAUAUUGAAUAUAUGGAAAGCUUACCGCACAAAGCCGAUGCAAAAUAUUGGCAAACAGUUGAAGCCGUUGCUGAAUCAUGUAAAUUUUAUAAGGAAAUAGAUGGAUGCCAAAAUGCUUACGUGACUGUAAAAUGUCUGGCAGAUGAAGGUCAUAAAUAUGGUUAUGAUGGCUUCGGUCUUCACUACUUAACCUAUGUCGUUACCGUGUACGUAUAGAUUUAUUGUGAGUAUGAUUAACUGGAUGAUCAAAAAUUUGUAAUAAAUAAAAAUUGUCACACGUACUGAUGCCUUGCGUUGGACACAAAAAACGUA